This is a messenger RNA of Vespa mandarinia (Asian giant hornet), 699 nucleotides long. Its product is annotated as sulfiredoxin-1-like. Gene Ontology annotation, molecular function: sulfiredoxin activity. Gene Ontology annotation, cellular component: cytoplasm. NCBI's taxonomy places the organism in Eukaryota, Metazoa, Arthropoda, Insecta, Hymenoptera, Vespidae. The record is from RefSeq and is a predicted model, not a curated record. Gene Ontology annotation, biological process: cellular response to oxidative stress.
UGAACAGAUGAAUCACACACAUCUUACUCUUUUCCCCCUCUAUUAUACCUUCAUGUCUCCAAAAGUGGGGAUAGUAAAAUGCUGUAAUUCUUUCAUUUUCGUGUUAUAUUAUUUCCAGUUAUGGUGUUUCUUCGGACGGUACAGCAUAUACAACUGUCGAUAUUAUCUUUGAAACAUUUAUCAUCUAAAAUGGAUAAAGUUGGUACCAGUAUACAUUCUAGUGUGGAUGCUGAAGUAUUUGAUGUUCCUAUGAGCGUAAUUAUUAGACCAUUUCCUCCAGAUGUUAAUGAAGAGAAAGUUAAAAGUUUGAUAAAUACUUUGAACAACUCAGAAACAGAAUCUUUAGUACCACCAAUUGAUAUAUUAUGGAUUAAAGGCAGCGAAGGUGGUGAUUACUAUUAUUCUUUUGGUGGUUGUCAUCGAUACACAGCUCAUAAACAGAGUGGCAGGCAGUUUAUAAAAGCAAAAUUAAUUAAAUCUACAAUAACAGAUUUGCGGAGCUACCUUGGAAAUUCUACGCCUGAUCUGAAGUAGAUAUGGCACAGGAAAAUGUUAAACAUUUUUUUCUUUAACAAAAUAUGGCAGGACUAAGAAAUUCAAAAAUAAAAAAAUUUUUAAAUGAUGAAAUUGUGAAAGUAUAUAUAUAUAUAAUAUAUUAUAUAAAAUCUUAUAUUAAUAAAAAUUAUAUUCAAAGUUAAA